AUUGAACGCCAUUUUGUUUUUCAAACACGCGAAAAGCAAGUAUUGAUUAAACCAGUGUUUAUAGUGUUCUUUUAUUUGAUGAAGAAACGUUAAAAAUUGUAAGUAGCCAUGUCCUUAGAUUUACUGGUAUUAAAUUUCGACCCAGGCUUGUACAAUUACGAUUAUUUUCAACAAGACGACGUGUGCCGCUUUUGUUGGAAAAGAGACGCUUCCUCACAAUUAAUCCAAAUAAAGGUAGAAAACGAUAGAACAGUAAAAAACGAUCUAGCGGCUAAAAUAUCUGAGUGCUUAGACAUCGAUAUAACUCGAUGCGAUCGCCCAAAAAAGAUAUGCGCGGAAUGCACUAGCCAAAUCGAUAAGUUUCAUACUUUCAAAAAAGUUUGUCAAGAAACCGACAAAAAGUUGCGUGAAAUACUCUCAAAUCACGAAUUAAUCGAUGAAAAUGUGAGCGAUAUGGUUAUAAAUGUUAAAAUCGAAAAGGAGGAUGUUGAUUCGAGAGAUGGUAAUUUGGACAAUUUGGAUUGUCCGAAGGAUUCUGACGGAGAAUCUGAGCUUCCGAACAAAAAAAGAUCUAAAUGGAAGUACAAGCCUAAACGUUCAGCUACAUAUUGCAAUAUCUGUAGGUUAGAUUUGGAAAACGCCGACAAAUUCAAUAGUCACAAUUCAGAAAGCCAUGGUAUACAAAGAGGAGGUGGUUUUAAAUGUUUUGGUUGCGAGAAAGUGUUCAGAAACCGUAGAUCCCGACUUGGGCACGAGCAAAACUUCUGCAAGAACCUGAAAGAUGGGUAUAAAUGUAGUUUGUGUGAUAGAUAUUUGCCAAGACGUCGUAUGUAUGAGGCCCAUAUGUACGAUCACAGGCAGAAGGGCACAGUUGAACUUCCCGAGGCGAUUUUUAAGUGUAACAAGUGUAAAUUGUUGCAUAAAACGAGGCAAUUGUUAAAAGAACACAUGUUAACGCAUAAAGGGGAUGCAAAGAAAUUUGUUUGUGAGAGCUGCGGGCGAGUGUUCACGCGGAACGACUACCUUAUGAAGCACAAACUCACUCACACAGGAGAGAAGCAACAUGAGUGUCCGCACUGCAGUUUCAGAGCCACGCAGCGCUCCUCGCUCAUUGUGCAUAUCAGGAAGCAUACCGGUGAGCGUCCCUACCAAUGCAGUGUAUGUCCACAACAAUGUAUAUCCAGUUCAAACUUGAGAGCACACCAACGGAGGCAUCUAGGAAUUAAAAUGCAUGAGUGCAAAAUCUGCAACAAGAAGUUUGGGUACAAAUUGAGCCUGCAAGAGCACAUGUCAACUCACGCUCCGGCGCAAACUCACGCCUGCGACCAAUGCGCCGCCUCUUACUCACGAUUGCGGGCACUGAAGAGGCAUAUAACCGCCAAACACACUGAGAAGAUGCCAGCAGAGUGAAGUUCUUACGUCAACUCACGUUUGUAAACAUAAUGCUGCCUCUUACUCACGAUUGCAGUCAUUGAAGAGGCAUAUAGCUGCUAAAUCCACUGAGAAGAUGCCAGCAGAGUGAAGUUGUUAGGUCAACUCACGUUUGCGAACAUAAUGCCGCUUCUUACUCACGAUUGCGGUCAUUGAAGAGGCAUAUAGCUGCUAAAACCAACUGAGAAGAUACCAGUAGAGUGAAGUUGUUAAGUCAACUCACGUUUGUGAACAUAACACCGCCUCUUACUCACGAUUGUGGUCAUUGAAAAGGCAUACUGCUAAAUCCACUGAGAAGAUACCAGCAGAGUGAAGUUAAGUCAACGCACGUUUGUGAACAUCAUGCCACCUCUUACUCACGAUUGCGGUCAUUGAAGAGGCAUAUAGCUGCUAAAACCACUGAGAAGAUACCAGUAGAGUGAAGUUAAGUCAACUCACGUUUGUGAACAUAACGCCGCCUCUUACUCACGAUUGCAGUCAUUGAAGAGGCAUAUAGCUGCUAAACCCGCUGAGAAGAUACCAGCAGAGUGAAGUUAAGUCAACUCACGAUUGUGAACAUCGGCGCCUCUUACGAUUGCGGUCAUUGAAGAGGCAUAUAGCUGCUAAACCCACUGAGAAGAUACCAGUAGAGUGAAGUUGUUAAGUCAACUCACGUUUGUAAACAUAAUGCUGCCUCUUACUCACGAUUGCGGUCAUUGAAUAGGCAUAUAGCUGCUAAGUCCACUGAGAAGAUGCCAGCAGAGUGAAGUUAAGUCAACUCACGUUUGUGAACAUAACGCCGCCUCUUACUCACGAUUGCGGUCAUUGAAGAGGCAUAUAGCUGCUAAAACCAACUGAGAAGAAGCCAGUAGAGUGAAGUUGUUAGGUCAACUCACGUUUGUGAACAUAACGCCGCCUCUUACUUACGAUUGCGGUCAUUGAAGAGGCAUAUAGCUGCUAAAACCAACUGAGAAGAUGCCAGCAGAGUGAAGUUAAGUCAACUCACGUUUGUGAACAUAACGCCGCCUCUUACUCACGAUUGCGGUCAUUGAAGAGGCAUAUAGCUGCUAAAACCAACUGAGAAGAUGCCAGUAGAGUGAAGUUGUUAGGUCAACUCACGUUUGUGAACAUAACGCCGCCUCUUACUCACGAUUGCGGUCAUUGAAGAGGCACAUAGCUACUAAACAUGUGAGAGAUGACAGCAGAGUUAGUUACUAAAGGAAUAAGCACGAUAACUAAGGUGUGUGAAUAUAAUGCCACUUUUAACUCACGUUUGGGGUCACUGAAGAGGCAUAUAGCUACGAACAGACAUGAUGGAGUAACUUUUUGUUGGAAUUUUGGUCUUGUGGUCUAAAAUUUAUUGCCUUCUUUCGGCAAAUUAGGUUUUCAUACUAAAUUUGCCUUCAUUCAAACAUUCAUGGUAUAAUUUUAUUGUUGCCAAAUGUCUCAGCCAACUUCGCUAGCAAUUUCGUCUUGCCGGCGUCUUGACAGUAAAUCACAAAAUCAAAAGCGAGCACUCAUUGAACAGGGGUAUCUCAAACAAAUGUUAAAGUUAUGUAAAUGAUCACACACUUUAUAUGAAUAAACUAUUUUUAUAUUAUAAAGUUUGUGUUCAUUCAAACAUUCCCACUACAAUUUUUGUCUCUGCCAGAGUUCUGGUCUUGUCUCAGCUAACUUUGCCAGCGAUUUUUUCUUGCGGGCGUUUUGAUGAUAAAAAACCUUGCUUACUAGAAGAUUACAAUGAAAUUGACUAAAAAAAGUAAGUUUGCCUUCAUUCAAACAUUCCUAGUACAAUUUUGUUGUUGCCUGAGUUCUGGUCUUGUCUCUUGCUUUGCUAGCAAUUUUGUCUUGCCGGCGUUUUGAUGGUAAAUCACAAAAUCAAAAACGAGUAUUCACUGAACACGUGGAUCUUAAACAAAUAUAAAAAAAUUAUAUAAAAUGAUCG
Maniola jurtina (meadow brown) is the source of this 3355-nucleotide messenger RNA. Its product is annotated as zinc finger protein OZF-like. NCBI's taxonomy places the organism in Eukaryota, Metazoa, Arthropoda, Insecta, Lepidoptera, Nymphalidae. Bases 109 to 1410 code for a protein of 433 amino acids. Gene Ontology annotation, molecular function: zinc ion binding. Gene Ontology annotation, cellular component: nucleus. The record is from RefSeq and is a predicted model, not a curated record. The transcript is spliced from 4 exons.